Molecule: messenger RNA, 7278 nt
Organism: Anneissia japonica
Lineage: Eukaryota; Metazoa; Echinodermata; Crinoidea; Comatulida; Comatulidae
Product: hydralysin-like
Exons: 4
Coding region: 3-1055 (350 amino acids)
Source: RefSeq, a predicted model, not a curated record
GAAUGGAAUCUGCUUUAAGCCUACGUAAAAAGGCCAUUUUGCCUAGAAAUACUAAGCUUACGAUGGCUUUAAUAUUAGCUUUGGCUACAUGUAACUUUACUUGCUACGCAGUUGAUUCUGAUUCAGGCGAAUAUGCUAACAGUACAUUGUCUGACGAAUAUUGGCCUGCUACUACUGAAUAUUCUCGUGGCCGUGCUGCUACUACCGAAGACAGUAUAUAUAAGGCUGCUCCAGACACUGAAGAGACGUCCAACCACACCAGAAACACUUCUGUGAAUAUUCCGGUGUUUUCAGCGUUUUCUACUAAGAUCGCAGAAAGAACCAAGCAGCUUUUAUCUUUUGACGAUCUACCCGCACUAAGUAGCAGUCCAAAUGAAGUCAGCGAAGCGUUUAAAGAGGAAUUUGGCGUACAACCAGCUGGCAUAGCUUUGAAUGACCAAACAUUCUUCGACGCUGUUAAACCAACUAUUACUGAGCAAUAUGGAAACCAUGCCUAUAUAAAGCUUAUUGGUUACGAGUUUACCUAUGAUAAAGUUUCUUUACCAGAGAAGGUUAUUAUUGGAAAAAAAGAGGCUGUCAACAAAGCUGAUACCACGGCUCAAAUCUCAUUAUCUAUUCGGGGAGAAUGGGAUGAAGCAACAAGUUACUCAUCAUUUGUUACACGUGAUUUGACAAUCGAGAACGAAGUCACUAUUAAAGGUAUUUUUCAAAUCAGUGGUGGUUCUUUUUCCGUUUCCGUUACAGCGGGAAAAUCAGAGUCAACGAGCUCAGCAACCUCAUUUGAAGCAACAGUUACAGCUGAAGUGCCUCCAAAGUCAAAGGUAGAAGUUAGCAUGGUUGGCUAUACAGAGACAGAAGAGGUAGGAUUUAGAGUCCCGAUUGAGGUGGAUGGUUGGUUUGGUGCAAACUUUGAAAGUCCCGUCAAAGACCAUUAUUUUUGGUUUAUGAGUGCAGACAAAGUGCUGCCGAAAACCAUCGGGGAAAUUAGUGGCGUUAUUAAACACGGUAGAUUGUUCAACACUAAAACUUACAUUGAAGAAGCUGUACCUAUUUGAGUUUUCAUUAUAAAUUCUACAAUAAGUCUUGAAAUCUCAAAAUUGGAGAUUGUCAUUCAAACUGUAGAUAGCUUUUGGGAUAUGGUUUGAUCCCGUUCUAACUUGGUCUAUUCAUGUUGAAAAGUUUUGUGAAAAAUCAAUGAGUAGAAUUUCAUUAUUACACAGAAAUCGUUGUUAUCUUGAUACUAUGGAUGCUUUAUAAAUCUCUGGUCUUACCUCUUUUCGAUAACACAGACGUCGUUUUUAAUGACGUUGUGAUUUAAUGAUGUAUACAGUAUACAGUACAUAGAGUAUUCUUACAAACAGUAUAUAGAUAGGCCAAAAAGACAUGUGUUACCUGUUACAAUUGAAAUUGGAAAAAUUUCAAGGAUAUACUUUUAUAAGCCAAAAAUUGGUCUCACACCUUGUUUGGCUGAUAUCUAUCAACAAAAUCUGAGCCUAUAGUAGAUUUUAGUCACACAUUGGCAACACAAACUUUAUGUGGCCUUGUGUAUUAAUUUAAUUAUAACAAAUUAACAUAUAUAUAUAAGUUCAUCAUUUAACUCCCGGAACAAAGACAAACAGAAUAUAAACAUAGUUUGAAAACAAUUUAAAGAAUAUCAAAGGCAACAGAAAAACAUAUAAUUACUGUAAUACAGUAAUUAUAUGUUUUUAUUUAUAAGUCAUCAAAUGUCAGUAGACUCUGAAACUGAGUCACUAGGGGCCAGAUUUAUCAAAAGCUAGAAAUCAGCUUAAAUUCAUCUUAAGUCCAUUUUCUUUGCUUAAGUCAGAUUUAUUAAUAUUGCUUAGCUUAAAAAUUGCUUAAAAUUAAAAAAGUCGAUUUUAUGCAUGCGCCAUCUAAGACGACUUUUAAGCUAAGAUUUUGCUAAGAUGGUUUGAUAAGUCAGCUUAAGAUAUUUGCUUAGGGACAUCUUAACUUUUUUGACUUAAGACAAGAUGAGAUUGAUAAAUCCCGGGCCUGGAUCUGAAGAUGAGUUCUCACAAAAUAGUGACUCUUCUGCAAAAAUUAGUGAUGUGUUGUCUGACAGUGACCAUUAUUAUAAUUGGUACUUUGAUGAACUGGUACACAGUGAAUCUGGUUCUGAACUGGGAAGCAUGGCUUCUGAUGAAUCAGACUUCUAAAGAAUGUCCGAUUGUUGUCUCGUAAGUUGAAUAAAUGUUUUGAUCACUCAUUAAAUACUUGCCUAUGGUUGUUAUUGUCAGUCCUACCAAACAUCAAACGAGACCAAUGAUUGUCUUUCUGUACCUGUAACUUUUAUACUUUACCAAUUAAUAAAUUUUCAAAAUUUGUUUGGUCCUCUUGGUGUUUAGUAGGACCUGUGUCUUCACUUCAGCCACAUACACAUAGUCUGAUUCAAGAAAAAAAGAAUCAAUAAUGUUUUUAAAGAUUUACUUUUAAUGACAUUCUGUCCAAAUAAUUACAGUAAACACAGCAUUCCUAUUAUUGAUACAUUCAGGCUAUUUGUAUAGUUUCUUGACAAGCUAUUAAUACAGUAUUUACUACCCUAUGACAUGGAUGAGUGUUUUGGUAUAUGCAUCUCAAAGACUUUGAACAUUGGUGGGGAAUUUUUUUUUGACAGCCCACCUAAAAAGCACAAGAAGAGCGAUUUGAAGCACUCAAACAGCUCGCCAAACAAUAUCAAGGGGAGUGAUUUGUAACUCACCCAUGAUUUUUAAAAGGCAAGACCUGCUGUAUACAAAAUCUAAGGAUGGUUUCCUUAUAAAAUUAUUGAAAUAAUAUCAAAUUUAUUUUGUAAAUUCAUAUACAAGUACAGUAAUAAAAAAUUGUAAAUACAGGUCUCCCACCAAUUAAAGACCAUGGCCUUUAGCAGCUUUCGUCUCUGAUUAAAAAAGUAAAGAUAAAAAAAGACAGUUGUUAAUAAAUAAUAUGGGACCAAACAAAAGUGAUCUUUAAGGGGAGGAGUAUUUAAUUAGAGGGAGACCUGUAUUUGAGAUCACCAAAGGGAAAUUCAGACAGUGACUCAGGCUGAUCAUAGACUGUUCUCCAUCAUUCAUAGAAUAUAUAAAAAAAGAAGAAAAUUUUGGCUUAAAUGCUUAUUUAUUUGAGCCAGAAUUUAGAGAAGAAGGUACAAAUACCGAAGAAGACACUGGCAUAGUCCAUCACAGGCUUUUGAAUACUGAGUGAAAGUAAAGAGAUGAAUGCAAAUUUAUAAAAUUAAUGAAUUUAAAAUAACUAAUAUUUUAAUUAUUUCAAUUUGCAAUUGUUUCAAGAUUUGUAAAUUAAUGCCCCAAUUCAGUCAUUUUUAUUUGAAUAAGAAAAUAAAAAGAUUUAAAAAAAAAAACGUACUUGGGUGAAAUCAAGCAUUAGGAGACAUAUGAGAACAUAUAAUGCACUAUUAAAAGAGCUGGAAUUUUGACUUGACAUCCUUAUUUGGAUAUGAAAAAUAAUAGAGAUUAAAGAAAAGAUGUACUUGGUUGAAAUCAUGGAUUAAACAUUCAGUAUGUAUACUAAUAGGAAAAGAUAAAAACCAGUCUUGGACAUGGUUUUGGAUUGGGAGACAACAAAUUACCAGUUCUGGGGUUCUACAAUGCUGCAGGUGUUUUGUCCCUCCAUAUGCGUAAUAAUGAAAGGAAUGCGAACUAGACAAUGCAAAUACCAGUGUAAUACAUUACUAGUUGUAGGGUUCUACAAUGACGCAGGUAGUUUUGUCCCUCCACCAUAUGUGAAAUAAUGAAAGGAAUGCGAACUAGACUAUGUCAAAUACCAGUUACGUUUUCAGUUGUGGGAAUCUACAAUGACGCAGGUAGUUUUGUCCCUCCAUAUGUGUAAAAAUGAAGGGAAAGUGAACUGGCUAUGUUAGAUACUAGUUACAUUAAUAAAGACAUUUCUGUUCUGUGGCUGAAACGUUUUAGAAAGCAGGCAACACCAGGAAAAGUCAUCUUGGAUGGUCAUGACUCUCAUGUACAGCCGAUUGAGGCCAUUGAAUUUGUCAUGGCUAAUAAUACUAUCUUGUGUGCUUGCCAACACACACCACUUAAUACUUGCAACCACUUGACAGGUCUGCGUUCAAAAACAUGCAAUCCUACUUCCUUGCAGCUGCUAACAACUGGAUGAGGAAUCAUCCUGGAAGGGGCAUCACCAAAUACCAAUUUACUACACUGGUCUAUGAGGCAAUUUGUUUUGAUUGAAUUUAGAACUUUAUAAAAAGAUAAAAUUGCAUCUUACAAUCAAAAUUUCCUUAAGACAUUAAAUGACAAGAUCACUGGUUGAAUCUUAACAGGCAAGUAAAUUAAAAAUUAUUAUGUAGAGAAAGGUAACCAAAUGGUUAAUGUAUCAGUUAAUAAAUACUGACUGCUUAUAUAAAUGUUAUAAAAAGUGAUUAUUAUUAAAUCUGUUAACAUAAAUAUAUUAAUUUUAAUGAAAUGUUUCGGAUUAAUGAAGAAUAUUUAGACUGCCCACUAUAAGCAAUGUAUCGCGAAUGAUUAAAGGAGUACAGUAUUAACAUUUUGUUCUUAAUGAAAGAAAAUUUGAUUAAGAAAUAUAAAGAAUGUAUGAUUGUAAUUGUAUUCUUAUGAAAAACAUUUAAAUUUUCAUUUUUAAGUUAAGUAUUGAUAAUAAAUUCAAUAUUCAAAUGAAUAGAACACAAUUGGGGGAUGCAUAGAGUUGAAUGACCAAUUCCGUCGUAUACCGAAAAUGUAUGGACAGGCCGACAUAACAAAAAACUAGUCGCACAAGUGUGGCGCCAGAUAUGGUAAAACUAAACGUCACAGAUUUAUCUACAAAACUGAAAUAGUCAUUGCAGACAAUAUUUCUCAUUUCCCUACUCCUGAACACUGUUCAUAGAUACACCGAUGGCCAUGUCAUCUUGACAAUAACAGACGAUAUGCUGUUUUCUCUAUCGAACCGUCUCAACGUUCUUGUUUAACUCGCCAGCUCACAUCAUGCACCAAAACUUAAUAACAUUAACAUUAUUUAUGUUGCUUGGGUAAUGAUACCAGCCCCAUCAGAUUAUAUCUGGCACCAAAAAGACAUUUUUAAGCUACAAAUGUCCGUUUGGACAAUAGCCCAGGCGUUACGGCCCAGGCGUGGUUGCAGCUCUCCUUCGCCUCCUCACACAUGCACGACGAAAUCUAAAUUUAGUAGCAAAGCUACGCUAUCGAUUUGUAGAUUUACCUCUUACUAAUUUAGCUCCACUCCUGACCACUACAAGUAAAUAUGUUGAUGGACACAUCACCUGAAAAAUCAUAGAAGAUACGCCAUUUGCCUGAUAUACUUUUACACAUUGGAAAUUAUCUGUUUAGUUUAGAAUAGCAGCAGUAGUGAUUUUGUAGUUAUCUUGUUUUCAAAAAAAUCAAAACCUGUUCUAUAAGAUUAUCUUUUGACAGGACACAAGAAUGCCAGGUUUACCAGUACGACAAUACAAAUAUGAAUAAUGUUACAGAAAAUUGGAUUUGUGAUCAAUUUUGUUAGUGCCUUAAGAAAUGCUAACACUACGCACCAAUGGUGGGCGAAAAAACCUCACAUGGCCGAGAGGCAGUAACUGUCUCCAUAUUUUUCUUUGAUGUCAUUUCUGUCCCUUCAAAACAAACGUGGAAAACCACUAGAAUUGCAAUAAAUGCCCUUAGGAAUAAGAAAGAGGUUAUAAGAAACAGCAUUUUAGAGCAGAAUUAGAGCACCAAGAGAAAAUUUGCUGUGGCAUAUGCAUUGCUAUUAAAAAAAAAUAACAAUUUUUGUUUUAUUGUUUUGAUUACAGUAUAUUAACUAUAUCAAUAGAUAGUUUUACUACCACAGUAAUGCACAUUUAUAUCUAUGCUUUGAAUGCUGAAAAUCAGCUGAAUCAAGGGGCAAAGGGAUAUUUUUGUAGCUCAAACGCGCAGUUAGUUAGGUACCAGGUUUCCAGCUAUCCCAUCACUCAAGGAAGACAUGGAAGUAGAACCUGUCCUGACAUCGUAAGAUGGAGGACCAGAUGCAUGGACUUAACAAGUGACAUCAUCCAACAAGUUACCUAAUCCUACCACUACCUUAUUUGGAACAAAUAACUAGAACAUCCAAAAAAGCACAAUUAAGAACUUUUAAUACAUACAAGGAGUGGAGCUAAAACUUGUUGACAGGAGCAAGCAACUGGGAAUGGUCUAUGGGAAAUGUAAAAAUACACACUUAACGAUGAGGAUGUCUUUAGUCGAUACUCAUGGAUGUGUCCACUGUCGAGAAAAACUAGCAAAGAAGUCACACAGGUCUUAGUUGAUGUAUACUUGGAUUAAACAACACUCAGAUCAGGGUGGUGAAUUGAAGAAAGCAUUGAGAAACUUUGUAACAAAUUUCAAAUAACAAUAAUAUGGUGAUUCUCCUAUCACCCACAUUCGCAGGGGAAGGAUGAAAGAUCACAUAGAAGUCUGAGAAAAAAAUUGCGUUUAAUUUGGCGAAUUUAAGAACACGUAGAGUAAAUUGGACCUGCUACUUGAAAUAGUAUUAGUAAGAUUAAAAACCCGAUAUCACAUGAAGCAUAGAUAAUCACUUUUCUACCACCUACUUUUUGCUUAUUGGCAUUGUUAUUUUCCAGUAUUUUGCCUUUUAUUGUAUAUAUUAAAUAUGGCUUCUCUCUGACUCAACCAUCAUAUUUCAGAAGCGUGUCUACACUGGACUGUGAUGACAAAAUUCGGCAAACUGCGUUCGACAAACCGGGUUUCGGAAAACUGGGUUCUUGUGUUUUCGGUGAACUGUAUUCGGUAAACUGGGUUUCAGAAAAGUGAUCAUAAACUCGGCAAACCGGGUUUCGGCAAAAUGGACUUCCACAAACUAGUCGGAUACUAUUGAGUACAAACCACAGGUCUAAUACGGUAUUUCACGGCAUAUCACCAGCGCAGGGGACUAUGGUGGGCUGAGCAGCGUUUACUCUCCUUUAGCCUGGGUUCCAGGCCCUAAUUUUAGGUUACUCACUCUUUAUUGCACUUACCUAAUUUAAUUGGCGUCCCAUACUUUUUUUUCGAAUUAUUCCGUUUAUCUCUAAAUUAACUUUCUCAUUGGUGGCACUGUCCAGAACGAGAAAAAUAAUAAAAAAUAAGAGACGUGGCAAGUCUAACACUCCUUCUGCGUAUGACCAUUAGUCGGCACCCGAAAUCGACCUUCAAACCAUCUCUCACAAAUCCUUCCUCCCUCCCUUACUAUGCUGCUCCAAUAAACUAGGUUACUAGGCCAUGACAAUUCCCACAAAUCUAGAACAACUCUUUUAAAAGAUCGUGUAAAUAGCGCCGCGUAGGGUAU